This is a messenger RNA of Symsagittifera roscoffensis, 3576 nucleotides long. RefSeq names its product contactin-1a-like. The record is from RefSeq and is a predicted model, not a curated record. NCBI's taxonomy places the organism in Eukaryota, Metazoa, Xenacoelomorpha, Acoela, Convolutidae. The coding region runs from base 211 to 3468 and encodes 1085 amino acids. Gene Ontology annotation, biological process: cell-cell adhesion. The transcript is spliced from 17 exons.
CGACGUGUUUUGGCCAAUCCAAAUAAUGCAAGUCGCGUGACCGAGGCUAUAUUUUAGUAAAAAUCUUUUCAUACUUUUUGUUCAAUCGGUCAUUUUUAUUGGCUUGCUUUAUCAAUACAUGGCCUAAAUAUUUGAAACGAAAAAACUUAGCUACUUUUGCUCACAUUUUGGGCAAGCAAAGAUAAAGAUAACUUCAAAAAAAUUUCAGCCAUGAAUUUUAAAUUGGCGUCCGUGCUUGGAAUUUUUUUGUCCUUUCUUCUUUUUACUUUGGUGAAGACUCAGUUCACCCAAGAUGUCAAAAACGAUUUUCAAAAUAUAUUCGACGACGUGUUCCUGAACAGUCGGUGUCAAGACCGGACCCGCUGCAUGAUGAGUGAAUGGGACUAUGUGAAGGAUUUGACGAAUGACAUGGAUGACGUGUACAUAGGACCCACCCUCUACAAAGAGCCGGGCAACUGGUACUUCGACAGGGACAACAAAGACCCCAUCCACUUUGCCAAUUUUAUGUGUGCCGCCAGGCAGGACUUCGAUUCCGUCGCUUUCUACAGUUGGUUCAAAAACGGAGAGGAGAUUCAGGUCAGUAGUCCGGAGAAUAAACACAUUGCUAUAGCUGGGGGUCUGCUAUCGAUCAACAACCCAACGGCAAAGGAUGUUGGCAAGUACUACUGUUCGGCAUCCAACAUCGCGGGAACCACCCUCGGCAGGACCAGGUCACUAGUCUUGGCAUACGUCGAAGAGUUUACAGGAGGCGAAAGAAUUGAAGUUGUAUCUUCAACCGGAGUAGCAGUUAUCGCAUGUAACAGACCCAAGUGGUUCAAACAUCUGGAGUACUUCUGGAAACGACAAAUCUUGGCGCCAAACGGGACUCUACUUGACGACGAAGAGUGGAUCGAAGAAAACGAUCGCUUCAUUGUUGACGAGAAUAACGGCAACCUCUACAUGAUUAAGCCGAGUCCGAGCGACCUGAACCGAGUGUACAGGUGUGUCGUGCAAAACGAGAAAGAGUUUGAACAGCAGUCAGAGGGCUACGGCUUCAGGUACGGACCCCCAGUCAGCAUCCGGAGGAGCACGGAUCUGCCGACGAUGAAUGACCUCUCGUUCAAGUUCCCCAGCCAGAAUGCGGAGUACAAGAUUCGGGCAACUAAAAACAUCACAAUGAGCUGUAUUGCAGAUGGAGGUUAUGAUCUGCUGGCGUACAGUUGGACUGUUCCGGACCCGACCGCAUCUAACACUUUCUACCGCUUCCGGGGUGCUAAGCUGGACAUCAUCGGAGCUACACUGAGCAACAACGGAGAGUACGAAUGCACAGUGAGAAACAGAGACAGAGAGACGUCUAUCAAAAUGUUCUUAUACGUAUUCGCGGCACCUAAAAUCACGAAGAAACUUCAGAAUCUGCAAGCCAGAGCGGGAGAACAAGUCACUUUGACUUGCGAGGCCAUGGCAGAACCAGCACCGACGUACAGGUGGUACUUCAAUGGACAGCUCAUAAGACAGGGGUCGGGUUUGAGCCCGAACGGGAACGCACUGGAGUUCGAGAUCAUUCGGGAGGAACACUCUGGCAUGUAUCAGUGUGAAGCAUUCAACAAAUACGUCAACUCUUUCACAACUGCGCAAGUCAUUGUUGACGACGUGGAGCCUAUCUUUGUAUCUCAGUUCGAUUUCCGAGUGGACGGGGGCCUGGUGUUUGAGGAGGGAUACGACGGAAAGAUUCUCUGCAGGCCCUUCGCCAUUCCGGUACCCGUGUUUAGCUGGAGCUUCGAAAGUCAGAUUAUCCAGAACAGCUCCAAGUACCAGAUGUGGCUAGAUGGUACUCUGCACAUCAAACAGGUGACAGGUGCGGAUACUGGAGACUACAAGUGUCUAGCUCAAGGGGGAGGAAACAGCAAAGCCAUGAACUUCGAAGUAGCGGUCAUACCCCGUGUGAACGUGCAGAUGGACACGACUCCGCUGAUCACUCGCGUGAACAGAAGUGUGGACAUCAAGUGUGAGCUGGCCUCCGAGAAUUCGAACGAGGGGAAGUUCCUCUGGUUCCUCAAUGGAGUCCAAAUCAGUCCCAGUCCAAACCGAUCCAUCGUCCCCAUCGAGCAGCACUACAGACGUUUGGAUUCUAUCUUUGGAACCCAAGACUUUGCCACGAAGAUCCAAAAAGACAUGAAAUUUGCAAUGUCCGGGAACUUCCCAUACUUUUUCGCUUCAUCUUCCCGUGAAAACCCUUUCUAUCCUCCUACGGGACCCGGAAAGUUCUCGUGGAAUGAUGCUUAUACUCGCCGAAGUGUACAGAGCGAAGCGGAGUGGCUUGAGUUGCGGAAGUGGGAUCCCUUCAAUCCGUACAAGAGCAGCGAGCAGUUCCAACAGGAGCUGAAGGAGGAGGCUGACACCAUCUUGAGAUACUACGGGACAUUCCUUUCCUGGUACAUCGAGUCCCCGCUGUUCAGAAACAGAGAUAAUCUUCAUUACAUAAUGGUAAGUGACGGGGUGAAGAAUGGGACUCUGAGACUGUUCAGACCCCAACAGUGGCAGCAGGGAACACACAAGUGCUGCUACGCCACUCUCUACGGACAGACAUGCAAAGAGGUCCACGUGUCUGUCAUAGACACGCCCCCCGAGCCGCUUAAUGUGCUCUUUGACACGAACUCACUCGUGCUGUCAUGGGGCAAUCCCGGUCGACCGAAUGACGACGAAGUGCUCAAAAUUGAGAAGUUCUUGAUACUGGCCGAAACGCUUCCACUCUACCCGAUUCCACCACUGAUGCAGCCAUGGCCCCAGGACAAAACUUACCUACAACCGGACCCUUUUUGGCCCAUCGAAGCGGUUUCGAAGGCUCCAAAAGGAUUCGUUAAGAUCGCUGAAGCGGGACCAGAAGCAAGGCGAAUGAACUUGUCUAAUUUUAUUGUCGGUUACAACACAAUGCGCUUUAAAGUAGUCUCAGUAAAUGCGAUUGGCCCAAGUCCACCCAGUCCCCCAACUGAAGAUCUGGUCAUUCCCCAGUCCCGACCGAAGAUGGUAGUCAAAAAUAUCCGAGCAGGUCAUGCUUUGCGGGCGGCGACUAAACGAUUGUUGGCUGUGGCCUUUGAUCAUGUGCGAAUUGACCAGUUUGGAGCAGACAACUGCUUCUUCAACGUGUACUAUAGAGAGACUGGAUCGAACUCCAACUUCCAGAUGGAGAUGAUGAGGUCCCCCUUCCAGACCCAGAUUACAAUCGAACUUAGGACCAAUUCUUUCGCUGUGGGGGGUAGUCCCCUUGGGAGUCGGAACAAUCUGCAGGAGUUCGAUGUUCAGAUUGAAAUUGCGAACAAGAUCGGCGCGGGUCCAAAGUCGCCCAUUGUGAGAGUGAAAGAAGUACCUUUGGCUCCUGAUCAGGCUGUUUCAAAUGUGAAGAUUAAACCAACCCUCUGGCUCUUCAGUAAUGAUCACGUUCAAGGGAAUCGACGUUACGAGGGAACCGACAUUUGUCGGGUAUCAAGUUGAAUACUACAAGCACAUCGAAGAAAUUUAUAAUGUACUGAGUUACAAAUUCGAGUUAUCGAAGGGAAACGCCACGCGGAUGCAAGAAGUAAACGUGUUCGAUUUGCAACC